CACCGAUUGAAACGCUAUUAGCGCGCACCAACGCUAACUAACUAGCCAUUUCACAUCGGUUACACUAGGACCACCAGAACAGGUGACAGCAUAUUGUUGGGAACUUUGAGGCUUUUGCGCCACAAUGACUGAACAACUAACGGCUACAUAGGCAACUCAACGUGGUGUUAUUUUUCGUUUUGUCCUGUUCGUUCCUCGUAGUUUAAAAAGGAAGUGGUUGUGUCGUUUCACUUCCGUAUUUCGUUUGACGUCUAACUCCUGUGUUAACGUUAGUUGUACACCACUUUUUCGGUAUGAAGAGGAUAACAAAGUGGGGUCAAUUAUAUAAAACACGCAAUGAUUCGGACUCAAGUUCGGUCCUGGAAAAUUUCACAGGCAAGCUACCUACGAUCCCUCUGGAAGUCCUGGAGGAGAUACUGCUGAAUGUACAUCCACACCAGGUGGUGCGUGUCUGUCGACUGGUGUGUCAUGAGUGGAAAGAAGUAGUAGACAGUGAUUCUCUUUGGAGAGAGAGGUGCCGAAGAGAGGGAUACCAGACAUGUGAUGCCACUAAACUACCUGAAGACUGGCGUUUAUUUUACUUCUUGUGUAAGAAGAGACGUAAUCUUAUCAAAAACCCCGGAGCAGAGGAUAAAUUCAAUGGCUGGCAGAUUAUGAAGAAUGGAGGGGAUCAAUGGAACAUAGAGCCAGGGGACCUUAAUAACACGGCCAUAAAAUACUUUGUGACUUCUUACGCGACCUGCAUGAAGUUUCAGCUGAUUGACUUGGAGGCAGAGGGUUACAGGCCUUCUUUCAUGGAUGACUUUCAACCUGCCAUUGUAAUAUCUGACUGGUAUUCUCCACGCAGGGACUGUGGCUCUGAAUAUGAGAUCUGUGUUGAGUUGCUAAAUCAAAAGAAGAAGCCAAUUAGGAAGUUUAGUCCAGAUACUGUCAUCUUUCAACAGUGGAAUGAUCAGAAAUGGAAUCAGAUGACUCAUGUGUUCAACAAUUAUGGACCAGGUGUGCGAUACAUCCGAUUCAUUCAUGGUGGAAAGGACACUCAGUUCUGGGCCGGCUGGUAUGGAAUAAGGGUCACCAACAGUAGCGUGGAGAUCUGCCCAUCAGUGGACAGAGAGCUUUCGGGGUGUUCCCAACCUCCCAAUAGGUUACAUGUGAACGUUGUGCCUACUUGAAAGCUUUACUUACGCAUCUGAAACCUCCCUUAGAAUACUUCUGUGUAGACCCUGAUCCAUCUUUUCUGUCUUAGGCAAUAUGUCUUUCUCUGUGGAUAUAGACUAUUUUGGCUGUAGAAUAUAUAAUUUGUGUCUGUCUCUGAAUUGUACAGACCAAUACAAAUAUGCACUGUAUAUGCCUGGAAUACGUUGAAGCCAUAAACAAAGACAGACAGACCCAGGAGAGAAAGGAAAGUGUUAACUUGAAUGUAAUUUAGUAUGUAUAUAAACGUCUGACCCACUUUGACAAAUGCCACACUAAA
This is a messenger RNA of Salmo salar (Atlantic salmon), 1474 nucleotides long. RefSeq names its product F-box only protein 6. The record is from RefSeq and is a predicted model, not a curated record. Gene Ontology annotation, biological process: SCF-dependent proteasomal ubiquitin-dependent protein catabolic process; ERAD pathway; glycoprotein catabolic process. Gene Ontology annotation, molecular function: protein binding; ubiquitin protein ligase activity. Gene Ontology annotation, cellular component: cytoplasm; SCF ubiquitin ligase complex. NCBI's taxonomy places the organism in Eukaryota, Metazoa, Chordata, Actinopteri, Salmoniformes, Salmonidae.